Prorocentrum cordatum is the source of this 857-nucleotide messenger RNA. Lineage: Eukaryota; Dinophyceae; Prorocentrales; Prorocentraceae. The record is from the annotation of a GenBank genome assembly.
GGUUUGGUUCUCAACUCUCCUCGCAGUCCUACGACAUCCGCCUCAUCAAGAACCAGGUUGCUGCGCAGACAGUUCGAUGCGACCAACUCACGACGAACAUGUCUAACCUGGCCAGCGACAUCCAGUCUAAAGUCUCUCAGCUUGAGAGCCAGCAGUCAGUCAUGUUCACUGACUUGAAUGACCGCUUCACCGCUCUCAAGGGUGAAGUCAACACGCAGAUUAUGAACGAGCUCCGUGCCCAAGAGGCACGUACCGCCAUCCCGAUCUUUGACAUGGACGCCGAGCAGGGCGCAGAGAUCCACGCCAAAGUUCAGCAACAUAUCGCCGCCAUCCAGGAACAGCUGCGCACUUUCUCGACGGCCCCAUCGGUAGCCAGCACCGUUGAGGCGCAGCAGGACAACGCGUGCACGCUGGUCGCGAUCAGGUUCCCCCGCAAGAUGCUCGCCCGCUCUCUGAAGACGAUCGCGGACGCCAUGAAGGCUCAGUAUGCACCGCAGGAAGCUCAGUCGCGGAUCACAGCCAAAUGCUUCGACAUGGCCAAGAAGAUCACCUUCAAUUUCGAGAACGCUUCGGACGCCUCAAACUUCCUGACGAACUACAGUCGCGACGGGAUCUUCCGUCAUCCUGAUCCCCUCGCCCCUCAGAAAAUGCUCAAUAUUAAGCUCAAGAGGGAUCAGGUUGGCAGCGACGGCUUGGGAGGUCUGGUGUACGCCCUGAAGUCAGAAGAUGAGCCCAUUGAGAUUGCCCAGAUCCAGGUCUCAGGUGAUGACCUCUCGAUUUCUAUUGAGCUCGACGCCGCCGGCCUGAGGGAAUUUGGGUUGGAGACCCAGGCCGCCGCCAUCCGCGCUGCCGCGAUG